Gastrolobium bilobum is the source of this 973-nucleotide messenger RNA. RefSeq names its product probable 26S proteasome regulatory subunit p27. Lineage: Eukaryota; Viridiplantae; Streptophyta; Magnoliopsida; Fabales; Fabaceae. The transcript has 5 exons. The record is from RefSeq and is a predicted model, not a curated record. Gene Ontology annotation, molecular function: protein binding. Gene Ontology annotation, cellular component: nucleus; cytoplasm. The coding region runs from base 49 to 741 and encodes 230 amino acids. Gene Ontology annotation, biological process: proteasome regulatory particle assembly.
CAUGAUAAACUGUUUCAGUGUCUCUGCAAAAUAGAAGGAAAUCUGAGAAUGGUGGCGACGAACGUGAAGGCAGAAACCAUGUCUUUGAUGGACAAGCGGAAUGCGGUGGAGGCUGAGAUGAACGCCAUCAUCGCUCGCCUCUCUCAGCCUGGCGCUCCUGGUCUUUCCGGAAAUCUCGUUGAUUCUGAGGGCUUUCCUCGUACGGAUAUUGAUAUUCCAGCUGUUCGAGCUGAACGACGUCGUCUUGCAGAGCUGCGUAAUGACCACAAGGAGAUAACUGAGAAAAUAAAUCAAAAUAUACAAAUUUUACACUCAGCAAGACUUGGAAAUAGAUCAUCACCCUUCCAGAGUUCAGGUAAUGAUGAUGGUUCAGAUACUCAAUCUUCUUCAGCUGUAGAUGCUGUUGCAUCAACACCAUCACAAAAUGUCCUUCUCAGACAUUCCCCCAACUCCAUGGAUGUGGAUGUGCUAGUCAGUAGACCCUUUGCAAUGGUUGACGAGAUAGCAGAUGCAUCACCAGCAGUAGAGGAUGGUUUACAACUUGGAGAUCAAAUUUUGAAAUUUGGCAAUGUGGAAGCAGGUGAUAAUUUGCUCCAAAGGCUUUCUUCUGAGGCUCAGUCAAACCUGGGCCGUACAGUUGCUGUUGUUAUCAUGAGGCAAGGCUCAGUGAUCAACUUAACUAUCACACCUAGAGCUUGGCAAGGCAGAGGUCUUCUGGGAUGUCAUUUUCGGAUCUUGUAGGUGCUAUGAUUUAUUCAUCUCAUGAUGGUGGGUGACGGUUGUUUGUUUCUUUUCUUGCAUUUCCGAGACGGAGUUCUUUACCUUUUAUUGUUUGUUUUGGCAAGACUCUAAAUAUGUAGUAAAUAUUAACGGCGAACCUUUGAUUGUGGUGCUCUUUCUUAGUGACUCAAUAAUGCGCUAUGCUUUUUCUGAUCGUCUUUCUUUUUAAUGAAAAAGUAAUCUUAGCUGUCAC